CCCCGCCCGACUGUAUGAGUUGCCUGCAGUCUUUGCGGCCACUGUUUUCGCCUCCUCCUCCACCUUCUCCACUUCCUCCAGCCUCUGUCUAUCUGUCCAGUCCGGGAAUGUUGACCACCGUGGCCUGAUCCAACGCCGCCGAGUGUCCCUUCUUCUCCUGACUGCCACUCCGUGUUCGUCUCUGAGGGUCGUAGCCUGCCUCUGGUUCUAAGAUUCAUCUUCUCUGUUCAUCUUGUAUCGAAACUGAUCCAGCCAAGCAAAUUGUACAAAAGAGCUGAGAAACACUAAACAUGGCUGUGGCCGGAUGUCCGGAUUAUUUCCUGCAUCAUCCAAAUUAUCAGCAGGACAAUAUAGACCGGUCCUCCAAUCACCGACAAGCUGACCUCAUUGGUCCGAGCUUCCAGCAAUCAGCCAGUUCUCCUAACCAUCAAGAGGAUGAUGUCGAUUUGGAGGCCCUGGUGAAUGAUAUGAACUCUUCGCUGGAGAGCCUGUACUCCACCUGCAGUGGUCAGCAGACAGAGUCAACUCCACUGCUGCACAAUGGACAGACCUCUUCCUCACACCAACAGCACCAUCACAAUCACGUGCAACACAACCAGCCUCGGCAGGGUCAACACUCACUCGCUCUAAGCCACGUCUCACCAGAGCCGCCCUCCUCUUCUUCGUCGUCUGCAGACUCCCCACAAUCCAGCCUCAGGCGGUCACAACCCAUGCACAUCCUCGCUGUCAGGAGGUUGCAGGAACAGGAGCAGCAGCUGAGGACAUCCUCUCUCCCUGCCAUCCCGAACCCCUUCCCUGAGCUCUGCAGUCCAACCAGCUCCCCUGUCCUCAGCCCCGGCUCUCUACCUCCAGGAGAACCUUCCACUGGCACAUAUAUUGUGAAGAUCUUCAGUGAAGACGGCAUGGGUAAAGUGGUGGAGAUCCCAGCGGACAUGACAGCCAGGGACCUGUGCCAGCUCCUGGUUUAUAAAAGCCAUUGUGUGGACGACAACAGUUGGGCACUUGUUGAACACCACCCGCUGCUAGGACUAGAGCGCUGUCUAGAAGACCACGAGCUGGUGGUUCAGGUCCAGGCCUCUAUGAACAGCGACAGUAGAUUCCUCUUCAGGAAGAACUAUGCCAAAUAUGAAUUCUUCAGAAACCCCCUGACAUUUUUCCCUGAGCAAAUGGUUGCAUGGUGCCAGGAAACCAACCGUACGAUUCCACCAUCUCAGCUCCUCCAGAACUUCCUAGCGACCAGUAGCUGUCCAGAGAUCCAGGGGUAUCUGUAUGUGAAGGAGGUGGGAAGGAAGUCGUGGAAGAAAGUUUACAUAUUCCUUCGGCGCUCGGGACUCUACUGCUCGACAAAAGGAACCUCAAAGGAGCCCAGACAUCUACAGUUUCUAGCAGACCUUGACGACAGUAACAUCUUCACUGUCACCACAGGCAAAAAGCAGCACGGAGCACCGUCAGACUACGGCUUCUGUAUCAGGCCCAAUAAAUGUCGAGGGGAGCUCAAGGAGUUGAGGAUGCUGUGUGCGGACGAUGAACAGGGCAGGACGUGUUGGAUGAUGGCCUUCCGGCUCUUUAAGUAUGGAAUUCUGUUGUACCAGAACUACAAGAUUCCCCAACAAAGGAAAACAUUACUUUCACACUUCUCGGCACCUGUGCGGAGUGUAUCGGAAAACUCCCUUGUGGCCAUGGAUUUCUCAGGGAGGAUAGGCAGGGUGAUUGACAACCCUGUAGAAGCUCAGAGCGCUGCCAUGGAGGAGGGACAUGCAUGGAGGAAGAGGAGUCAACGAAUGAACGUAUUAGGCUCCCACAGUCCUCUACACCACUCCUCACUAAGCUCAGUCAUCCACAUAGCUCAGUUGUGGUUCCACGGCAGGAUAACCAGAGAAGAAUCGCAUCGCAUUAUCCACCAGCAGGGACAAGUCGAUGGGUUGUUUCUGCUCAGAGUCAGUCAGAGUAAUCCCAAGGCGUUUGUGCUCACGUUGUGCCAUCACCAGAAAAUCAAACAUUUCCAGAUACUACCGUGUGAAGAGGACGGCCAAAUCUUCUUCAGCCUUGACGACGGCUCCACCAAAUUCACCGACCUGAUUCAGCUGGUGGAGUUCUACCAGCUCAACAGAGGAGUGCUGCCUUGUAAACUCAGACACCCGUGCACCUUCGUGGCCUUAUGACAUCGUCAGAUCACCUGACCCCCGUCACUUGACCUGACUCUGCCUAAAACAACAACACAAAUCUUCCUGUUGGCGUUUCGUUUUUUUAUCUCUUCAAGAAGCUGGUGAAUUGACUGAUGUUCCGCUGUCAUUUUGAUCUGUUGUGAGUCCUCUGAAGACUGCUGAAUUGUUGGAAUCCUUUUGCAUGAAUGUUGGAGGAGUCGGACUGACAGAUUGCUCACAAGGUUCCUCGAGAAGAGAAGAGAACAGAUAAAGGAAAUGAACACUGCCCUUUGUGUCAAUGCUCUUGCAAAUUCUUCUACAAUCUUGCUACCCAUAGUCAUCAAUAAGCUUGGACACACAGUGAAACUCAAUGUUUAUCUUCACAAAGUGUAGACUGUGUUUCCUUUCAACUGAACAAUCAGCAGGACCACCCUCUGCUCUCCGAGAACAGACUGUAAUCGCAUUCAAGUCUUCAUCACACGUCCUCAAAACAUAAACUGUUGAUGGAGAGUUGAUUUCUCUUUAGUUUUGCACUCAUGGAACUGGGAGUUGCCUUUGACGGUGCAUGACUUCUCAGCUGUCUUAACUGUGAGAUGGUUCCACCGCCCUCUAGUGUCAUAGGCAUGCAAGGACAUGUCAAAAUUCAACAUCGACGAUAUUUAGAAGCCCCAGAAAGAGACACAGAAGUUUGUCAAAGUCAAACUAGCUGGAGGAAAAAUCUGGAACUGUUGAAACAUUAAUUUUUAUUUGUGGACAACACAAAACCUGCAUCGCGGCCCUCACAGAAAUGCUCAUCUCUCAGCACACAGGGUUUAUUUUCUUAUUGAUACAUUCAUUGUUUUGUAAUUGCCCCUUUUGCAUUCUGGAUAUUUGCAACUCUUCAUUAUUUGCGUGCUCCAUUUCCCUAAAGUAUGUCCGAUGUAACUUCCACAAAAAUAGAAAAACAUUUAUCGAAGGGUGAAAAAACAAGUAAUAACGUUAGAGGAUGUUUAUAGCCAUGUAGACAGAUGUGUUGCGUGGAAGGUUGGAAAGUGAAUCAGGUAUUUAUUUGGUGGGAAAUGUGUACGUGCAGUAGUUGACUGCAGGAAAAGGCAUGGUGAGAGUAUCAAUAUGUUAUUCAAUUCUCCUGCACAGGGGAGAAUAACCACUAGCAUUUCCCUCAGGUGUUUUUCAAGGAAACAAAAUAAUUAGAUCAGAUCUGGUUUGUCCUGUCCUUGUUUCAAAUGUUGUCCCACAAAUGUACCUCCUGGGAGUUGUGAGAUAGAGUUAGAUAUACAUGGUUAAGUGUGACUGUUCAUUACAUUACAUAUAAUGCGGCCUUGGUCUGCCUGGCAGUACCUGUGUGUACUGACACAUCACAUAUAAGCCUCUUGCCCUCAGCACGCCACCUCUUAAUGAAAUCAGGCAGAAUGUUUUAGAAAGUAAGCUAAAGGUUUGGGAAAAAUAUGUAAUAAGAGAAGCGUAUAGAAAAGAUAUCUGCCUCUCCCUAGUCAUCUCGUUCUUUCCUCAGCCUGUCUAACCUGGUGUCAUCACACUCUCAUCGGCAUGCUGUGAAAAUGGACCUCUGGUACAUGAUGUGUUUUUGGCAAAACUCUUACUGAGUUAGGUUGAGGAUGACAGGAGUAAAUAGCCUCAGUUAUUGGAAGUAUUUUGAUGAUAUUCCUACUCAAAGUCUGUCACAAUUCGGUUCAUAGUCACUGUCUUUUAAAGUUGCACCACACACUUUUAAUCUCAAUCUGGGAUAUUUCUAGAAACUCACAUUUUAAUUUGUAUGUAGUCAAAACGUUGGUGUCAGCUGUGGUUUGGCCACCAGCCAGCAGACCGUUAGAUAUCCGUUUUUACGUACCUGUAAUGCAAACUCAACAGCCAUGAUUUAUUGACCUGCAGGUUAUCUCAAGGUUUAUUGGUCUUCUGUGAUGCAGAAUAGCCUCACCAUAUUGACUCUGUGCAUGGUCACCAUUAUUUAUCUAAGAUGCAAUGACUCAAUCAUUUUUUUUAAGUAUUGUUGCAGAAAAAUUUAUUUAUUUAUCUCCAUGUGACUGAUUACUUGAAAUUUUUAGAUUUCUUUUUUUUCUCUGCGCUGUUCUGUACUGUUUUCUAUUGUCAUUACCAUGAAAUGAUUGACCAGUGUGAUAUAUAAUUGUUAUUAUUGUAAUGAAAUAGCAUCUAUUGUU
This is a messenger RNA of Trematomus bernacchii (emerald rockcod), 4318 nucleotides long. RefSeq names its product growth factor receptor-bound protein 10-like. Gene Ontology annotation, molecular function: insulin receptor binding. Gene Ontology annotation, biological process: negative regulation of insulin receptor signaling pathway; negative regulation of Wnt signaling pathway; insulin receptor signaling pathway. NCBI's taxonomy places the organism in Eukaryota, Metazoa, Chordata, Actinopteri, Perciformes, Nototheniidae. The transcript is spliced from 17 exons. The coding region runs from base 291 to 2162 and encodes 623 amino acids. The record is from RefSeq and is a predicted model, not a curated record.